Molecule: messenger RNA, 3657 nt
Organism: Spodoptera exigua (beet armyworm)
Lineage: Eukaryota; Metazoa; Arthropoda; Insecta; Lepidoptera; Noctuidae
Source: the annotation of a GenBank genome assembly
GGAUAAAUGGCGGGCGGCCAUUAUUCGCUUCUGUUUCUACCAGAUUGAGCACGCUGAGAAGUAUUUUGACGACAAUUCUGAUAUCAAUUAUUUAAUUACCGGUAUAUACGUUAUACUGUGCUGUGUCACUAUCAAAUCACGAAUCAUUUUACUUAAAGUUUGUGUUUUUGUGCACAUUUUAGGCUACAAUGCGUCGCAAAAGUGAGCGCACCGCAAGUAAAAAAGGGAAGGCAUCGCCGGAAAAGAAAAUUGAAAAAGUCAAACGCCCAAGAACUAGACGUAAAAAGCAGUCCUCGUCGUCAGAAAACGAAUCUGCCGAUGAUGGAAGUCCUGUGCGAGAAGUUGAGAGCGUCGUUGAUGCUGAAAAAAAGCCUCCAUCAACACCUGCAAAAGAGGAUAGCCCUGAAGAAGCACAAGAUCAGGUAUGGCGUGUUAAAACUACAGAGGCCUCUGGUGAUAUCAAAAAAUUGAAGAUUUGUUUGACGCGUCCACCGUCUACACCCGAGAGAGUCGAUAGAUCUCCUCGCAGUAAAAGAAAGCAUUCACGCGCGACAAGCUCUAGUGAUACACCUAGUGUGGAGGGCGUUGAAGAAAGAAAGAAGCCCAAACAUCGUUCUAAACGUGCUCUUCGAGGUUCAAAAGAUGAUACGGAUAAAAACAAUGAUAGUCAGGGAGAUGAGCCUGAUCAGGAUUCAAGCCAGUUCCAAGAUCAAGAUAAAUCUAGUGAUGAGGUAACUCAAAGUGAAACAGUUGAAGAUAUUGAAACACCAGUGUCGACAACUAAUGAAGAAAUGAAGGUGGAUGAAUCGAAAAACGUAUCACAAAGCAGUGAAGAUAUACCAACAAGUAAAGAAACUGCCUCACCUGGGCAAGAUGAUGUAGAAAAAGCUUCUGAUGCUGAUACAACUGUUGUUUCACCUAAAAGUGAAACAAGAGUUGCAUCUCCAUUAGUUGAAGUAAAUCCUGAACCUAAUUCAGACAUCCAAGAUGAACAACCAUCUAAUAGUAAUGAUAACAAUCCUCAAGCAACUACUGAUACAACAGAGAAGGAAAGCCCUAGAAGGACAAGAAGUGAAUCAGUUGACAAAUCUGAGGUUCUAGAAUUACAUCCUGAUGACAGUAAGUGUGAAUCUUCUGAUAAUGAGGCCAAUCAGUCCAAAGCAGAAUCUGAACAGGGCUCAAAUAAGCCUCCAGAAGAAAAUCCCAAUACGACUCAAGAGGAUACGAAACCUGUUGAACCCCAAGAAGAGAAGCCUACUUUACCCCAACAUGAAGAGGAAUCUACUGAGGCCAAAGAUGAAGAGAAACCUAUUGUGUUCCAAGAUGAGGAGAAACCAGCGUCUGAAGAACAAGAGGUAAGUAUAAUAAAUGAAGAAAAUAUUCAUAAGGAAACUGAGAAAGUUGAAUCUGAUUGCAAAGAAGCCAUUAAUGAAACUGAUGUUGUAGAGAGUUCUGAGAAGGUAAUUAAAGAAAAUCAAAAGAGGAAAUUGUCUACUGAUAAUGCAAGCCAACCUAUGGAAACAGAGCCAGCUAAAGUUGAACCUGAACAAGUAUCACAACAGCCCAUUGAGUUACACCGCUCAGAUUCUGUUAAGUCUACAAAAGAGGAACCUGUUGCUAAUGGUCAGGCUGCUCCGGCUGUAGUUCCUAGGAAGAGGAGAUGGGGGUCAAGGAGUUCUAAACUAACAACCCAGAAAUCAAUUACAAUUUCAACUGAUGUAUUGAAAGAUAUUAUACCUGAUGUGAAACCAGUGGAGUUUGAUGAAGUUAUAGAAGAGAAGAAACACAGAAGAAUUGAAGCUCAGGAAAGAAUUGAAAGACCAGUGCUUCCAAAAAUUAUUAUUGAUAAUACUGACAAUGUGGAAUUGAACAAGGAAUCUGAGGAAGACCAAGACCCUCACACUCCAAAGCCAAGAGAUUUAGCUUCCAAUAGAAAAAUAUCAAUAAUUAAGGAUAAUGAUAGUAUAAUAGCAAGACCACCGAGCCCACCCAGAAAUAAACAGUCAUGUAUAUUGUAUAUCACAAAUUUGGUGAGACCAUUUACACUUCCACAGUUGAAGAAUUUGUUACAAAGAACAGGAAGGAUUGUAGAGAAUGGGUUUUGGAUAGAUAGAAUUAAAUCAAAAUGCUUUGUGGAAUAUGAAACUGAAGACCAAGCUGUGGAGACAAGGCAUGCUCUGCAUGGUGUUACAUGGCCAGUCUCAAACCCAAAGACUCUUCAGGUGGACUUUUCUACACAAGAAGCUUUCGAGAAAGCCAAAUCUAACGAAGAGACUGAUGCUACACCAGUAUCAGCAAUUCCUGGAACUGUUGAGGAUUGGCUUCGGGAGCAAGACAUGAAGAGAGAUCGAGGGGAUUUGGAGAAACCAUGGGAAAGGAAAGCAGCUACGCGAGAAUGGGAUCUUGGAAAGAAUGAAAAAGACAAGGAUAAUAAAGAUAGUAAGUCAAAGCGUGAGGAACGCCCUGCUGAUAAAAGAAGACACCGCUCCCAAGAGAAAAGUCCUGAGCCUGCAAGGAAAUUCAAGAAGAAAGAAGAAGAAGCUCCCGCUAAGCUGUUGGAUGAUUUGUUUAGAAAAACUAAGACAACUCCAUGCAUAUACUGGUUGCCGCUUUCAGCUGAAACGAUAGCAAUAAAGGAAGAACAGCGGCGCCAGCACAUGGCCGAGCACGAACGAAGGUUGCAGGAGCUGCGCCGAACGCACCGCCGUCACUAGCAUGGUCCGUCUCAUACACCCACUUCAUCGUUGCAUCUCACACACCCAUGUCAUUACAUGACCCACACAUACAAACAUGUACUGCCACUCAUACAUACACCUACACAUAACACAUACAUUUACAUAUUUCAUAACUCAUACUCAUUCUAAUAUUUUUGUCGGAUAGUCGACAUUCCUUUUCAGGCAGUAUACUGUCUUCAGUGACAGUAAUUUAAUUUUAUGUUUAUUUGAAGAUAAUUUUGUUAUAUGAUAGUCAUAUUACAAUUUAGGUUUAAGGGCGACAUAUACAAGAUAAUCUUGGCAGGAUUUUUGGGACAUGGACAUUAUGAAUUGAUUUUAUACAAAAUGUUAUAGAAAGGCACGCUUGGAGGAAAGCCUAUGAUUUAAUUCGUCGUCGGCGUAAUGCAGUCACUUGAUCAAAACGAGCAGGGGACGUCCGCUGUGGGAAAAAGAUGCACCACGAUUGACAUCAUUCCACUAGACAUUGCGUCGAUGUGCGCCUUUCGGCCAAUAAUUGUACCGCUGGCCCGAUUGGUGGGUACUUGCGAAAUUAUCUGUAUGUUGACAACGUCGCUACAAUCAACGGCAUCAACUAAACAGACCAAUUGCAGUACAAAAUUUGCUGUAGUCUGGGAGGUGGAGAUAUGGAGACCAAUUUGAUUAUUUUGAUGAAAGUAUCAUGAUUUUGAGUGAGAGAACGAGAACAGGAAUUAUGAAUUCACUAUAACAGAGGAUCAGCUGAUACACAUAAAUUGAAGGAAAUGAAAUUAAAAAUGUGAAUAAUAAUGGAACAACUGAUUUGGAAGUGUAGCCAGCCUCAUCUAAUAGAUAGACAAGUAGCGCAAAUGCGAGGUAGUCAGGUUAACGUCGUAAUGUUCAUAUGUUUUGUCUGAAGUACCUAUAUUCGGUUCAUUUGAUGUUGAAUAAAAGUUUCUGAAUUAAU